UAGAUAAUCUGAUACAGAAUCAUGCCGACAUCUGACAUGUUUAAAACUUUACUUUAUACAAUAAACACUUUAUUACAGCAGGAGAAACACAAAGCUGCUCUCGCCGUGCUUAAAGGCUUCAGAAAUGGCAUUGUAUACGGUGCCAAGAUUCGAGCUCCACAUGCUUUGGUGAUGACGUUUCUUUUUCGAAGUGGCAGCCUGAAAUCCAAGUUAAAAGCUAUAGCCCAGGCCACUUAUACACACUCGAGGAAUCUAGGCUACUUUGUAUUCACAUAUAAAGGACUGCUGGCUCUUCAGAAGUACUUUCAGGGAAAGAGUCUUCAGUCUCACUCCUUCCUGGCUGCCUGCCUUGGUGGUUGGCUGGUAUUUGGGGACAAUAACAAUAUUAAUAGCCAAAUAAACAUGUACCUGCUGUCUAGAAUUCUCUUUGCACUGAGCCGCCUGGCUGUAGAGAAAGGCUACAUCUCCCAGCCCAAGAGAGACCCCUUCCCACUGUUUGCAACACUGGUUUGGGGCAUCGUGCUCUGGCUGUUCGAGUACUACCCUCACACACUGCAGCCUUCACUUCAGUCCUCCAUGACCUACCUCUAUCACGACAGCAACACAUGGCACGAUGUCUCUGAUUUUCUGAUUUAUAACAAACCAAAGAACUGAGCAAAAAACAUUCUACAUUUACUAACCCCAUUUCCGGAAAACAUUUUUUGUUUUAAUGUCGUAAAAAGAAGAAUCUGUGAUUUGUUAAUUCUGAUGAAAAUUGAACUGACAAAAGUAGAAAAAAUAUUUCUAAUGUUUUCACUGAUCAGUUUCAUUGUAUUUUGUAAAUAUAAACACAAUUAGAAUUUGAUGCCUACAACACACCCAGAGGCAUGUUUAGCACUGUGAUCCAUCAACUUUCCUAUUAAUGACACUUCAUAAUGGUUUGGGAACUGAGGACAAUAAUUGUUGCAGUUUUCCAAGUGGAAAUUUUUCUCUAUUAUUGCCUGAUACGAGACUUCAGCUGCUCCACAGUCUGUGGUUGCUGUUGUCCAAUUUUCCUCUUCAUGAUGUGCCAUACAUUUUCAUAAAGAGAUAGAUCUGGACUGCAGGCAUGCCACUUAAGCACACACACACACACUGUGUCUAUAAAGCCAUACUGUUGUAGCACAUGCAGAAUGUCUUUUGAUCCAUUGAGAUGAGUUCUGGCCCAGAGAACUCAGCAGUGUUUCUGUAUGAAAUUGAUCUCUGGCUUUUUCUUUGUUUAAUAUAGUUUCUCUUGUAGCAUGACAUUUCUCACACAAUGCCACUUCAAGAUCAUGCACGUUCAACAGUGGUGUCUGUCCAUGACCUAUAUGGACUGAGUUUUUCUCUGGGUUCUCUGAAUCUUUUCACAAUGUUAUAUACAGCAGAUGGUAAAGCACCUACAUUAUUUGCAAUCUUGUGUUGAGAAUUAUUUUUGAACUGGUUGACUGUUUCUCUUGAGCCAUGUGGUGAGCCAUGACCCAUCAUUGCUUACACAGAAUGAGCCUUUAGUGGAUCCUCCUUUUAUACCUAAUUAUCAUUCCCUCACUUGAUCGAUGCAGGAGUCAUUCUUAUACAAGAUAAGCUUAUGAUUGGAUUUAAUUUAUUUAAAGGUGAUUGGAUUUAAUUAAUCCAUAGAUCUUGUAUGGUUUAUUUUGAAUGUGUAAUGCUUUCAUUAUUGUUUUGUGGAGUGAUCUACAUGCCGUUGGCCUAGUGAAACAAGUGUGUAUACAUUACAUAACUUUUGAUUUUAUUACUUUUGCAGUUGUAAAUCUAUGUGGAUUAGGGAGAACAUUCAUUUUAAAUGCUGUAUUAACUACAGUACUGUUAACGAUUGUACUAAUUUAUUAUACAUGUAUUUUAAUUAAUAAAUGGGCAUAUAGU
Trichomycterus rosablanca is the source of this 1881-nucleotide messenger RNA. It is a transcript of the gene pxmp4, whose product is annotated as peroxisomal membrane protein 4. The record is from RefSeq and is a predicted model, not a curated record. NCBI's taxonomy places the organism in Eukaryota, Metazoa, Chordata, Actinopteri, Siluriformes, Trichomycteridae. The coding region runs from base 22 to 654 and encodes 210 amino acids. Gene Ontology annotation, cellular component: peroxisomal membrane. The transcript has 4 exons.